This is a messenger RNA of Parnassius mnemosyne (clouded apollo), 255 nucleotides long. The record is from the annotation of a GenBank genome assembly. NCBI's taxonomy places the organism in Eukaryota, Metazoa, Arthropoda, Insecta, Lepidoptera, Papilionidae.
AUGGCAACAAAGGCCGUGCACCUCGAACUCGUGUCCGACCUCACGUCGUCAGCAUUUUUGGCCGCACUGCGUCGUAUGGCAGCUCGUCGAGGCGCGCCGCGUCACAUAUAUUGCGACAACGGCACUAACUUCGUCGGUGCUAGCCGUGUUCUAGAACAAAACAUAAAGGAGCUUAAAGAAAAUAUUUCUGAUCCAGAAUUCUUAACUGAACUUACAACUUACCGUUCGAAACAAAUGGAAGCAGUCGACAUCUAA